Physella acuta is the source of this 1091-nucleotide messenger RNA. RefSeq lists its product as uncharacterized. The record is from RefSeq and is a predicted model, not a curated record. Lineage: Eukaryota; Metazoa; Mollusca; Gastropoda; Physidae.
UACGUGAGGAUUUUGCAGUACUGGCCCGAAGGCACCUACGGUCUUCUUAUGCCGGAAACCGGAUGUCCGUUAAACGGAGGGGCAGUCUGGGAUACCGGGUACCGGAAGUUUCACACCGAAUCCACUACCACCAACCUUGAUUUCGUCGAGCCCGAUUCGCAUUUAAAAACCCCGAUCAAGGAGAGAAACGAAACGAACAACUUCGUGUACCUUCACUUCUGCGUGUCAUCCAACCGCUCCCUCGGGCCCCCGUGGCCCCCGGGGUCCUACUGCAUCCACAGCGUGGGCCAGUGCCCCAGCGGCUCCAACCAGGGCUACGUCUACGCCACCAGCGAACACACCCACCCGGCUUCAACCAAAUCCGGUCACCUCCCCACCAUGAACGCCGGGCUGGACUACACGCAAACCUUUUUCUGUUGCCGCUCCGACGGUCCGGCAUCUGAGCCGGUGUACCUCCCCACCGCCCGCCCCUUCUACCUGUACAGGUACAAGGGCGAGUGUCAGAGAGUCGAGGGGAUGUCCGUGUCCAGCGAGCGCCUGGUUCUAGACACGGAUGACGUCAACACAGACGUGUUCCAGAACCAGUUCCACCCAGAUGGUGACAUCAACAACUGGGAGAUAGAACUCUGCUACUAUCAGUAGACAUGAAACAAUUAUUUAAAGUUUUUAUAAUCUCGCUGAUAAGCUAGAUACAUUAGAAAUGAUACAUUAGCUCCUGCUUAUAAGUUAUGCUACUUUAGACUUUUCAAAUAAAGUAAAACAAGCUUGCUAUAACUAUAAGGUAGGCUUGCAUGGUUUACAAGCUAUAAAUUGUAUCAUAGUUUACGCUAAGGUGGGCUUGCAUAGUUUACACGCUGUAAUUGUAUCAAAGUUUACGCUAAAAUAGGCUUGCAUAAUUUAUACGAUGUAAAUGGUGUUAAAUAAGCUGUGCAUAUUUUAGACUCUUUUAAUUACAUUGUUAUAAGGCUCGCCCUCGCGUGUUUCAAAGCCAUGAACAUUGUUUUCAUUGUCGAGAGUUAAAAAUUUGUAAACAGAGUUUUGUAAAUGUUGUAUUCUUUUAAUUAUUAGUUAGAACAGUUUCAUGCUUGUUA